This is a messenger RNA of Cricetulus griseus (Chinese hamster), 363 nucleotides long. The record is from RefSeq and is a predicted model, not a curated record. Lineage: Eukaryota; Metazoa; Chordata; Mammalia; Rodentia; Cricetidae.
AUGGCUGACAUCCAGAACAUUUCACUGGACAGCCCAGGGAGCGUAGGGGCUGUGGCAGUGCCUGUGAUCUUUGCCUUCAUCUUCCUGUUGGGCAUGGUGGGCAAUGGGCUGGUGUUGGCUGUGCUGCUGCAGCCUGGCCCAAGUGCCUGGCAGGACCCUGGCAGUACCACAGAUCUCUUCAUCCUCAACUUGGCGGUGGCCGACCUCUGCUUCAUCCUGUGCUGUGUGCCCUUCCAGGCGGCAAUCUACACACUGGAUGCCUGGCUCUUCGGGGCUUUUGUGUGCAAGACCGUGCACCUGCUCAUCUACCUCACCAUGUAUGCCAGCAGCUUCACGCUGGCCGCUGUCUCAGUGGACAGGUGA